GUUCUCCGAAAGCGCUCACCGGCGCUGAGCGGCUAGCAGCGGCUAUUGGACUCAAAGCCGAACCGAUAGUUCUUCUUUGCUCACCGAUGUUGCAGGAAAUAGACUCACAAGAUCUUUGAGGCAAGGCAAUACCUCUACAUGCCCAGAUACGGAUGACAGACAAUGUCGCUGUGAGAGCUGAGUUCAGGUGAUUCUCAAUACACGAUGUACACAUCUGACACGGACGUUUUCCCAAGCUCUCCGGAUCUCAUUUGGUCGCAUAUUACGUGCAUACGGCAUGUUGAUCCUCCAUUCCGGCAGACAUCAGCUUUCAAAAGUCAAGGGUUCUAAGCCAUCAUUGAGGGGAACGACUCACAUGAAGGACGCUAUCUUUCUUGACACCGUAUGGCGCUUGAGGCUAGGCCUGAGGGCUUAGAGGAGAUACAUGCCGCUACGUCCCGAGCGCUCCGUCACACCCCCUCUCAAAAGACCGUGAAAACGCUUUCUGAUAAGUUUGAGAAUACAGAUGAGUUAGGCGCAUAUGGCGCUUCUGUACUGUGGUGUCCAGGAAAUUGUCCUAGGCACCUCGUCAGCGAUUCACCCGGCGCUGCCCAUGGAGACUUAGGCGGUUAGAGUGAAACGACGCAGUUACGCUCUAUCUGACACAUGGCGUCAGAUACUGACCUACCAUUCGUGUUCAUUCAACACUUUUCACCGUUGGCCGGGCGGUGCUCGAUCUCCGUUUUGGGUUUCCGAUGAUUUGGAUAAUUUCAUCCACGAAGGGGG
Heterobasidion irregulare TC 32-1 is the source of this 765-nucleotide messenger RNA. RefSeq lists its product as uncharacterized. The coding region runs from base 385 to 612 and encodes 75 amino acids. Lineage: Eukaryota; Fungi; Basidiomycota; Agaricomycetes; Russulales; Bondarzewiaceae. The record is from RefSeq and is a predicted model, not a curated record. The transcript has a single exon.